AUGCAUGCAAUCGCUCCCAAUUCCCUCGCCCUCGAGGCCUCGGCGGCGCCGCCCGGCGACUCCGGCGGCGAGCAGCCGCCGGCGGAUGCCUCGAGCCGGGCGAUCGUGUUCUUCGACGCCCUCGCCUUCGACCCGACGGACCUCGUCGUCAACGACGCGUGCCCGGCGCUCGCGGAGCACCUGCGCAUCGACCCGUCGACGCCGUGCACGAUCCUCGGCGACGGCGACUCGCGGAGCGCGGCCGCGACGCGCUUGGCGUUCUUCGCCGUCGAGCUCGACGGGCGCGCGGGCUCCGUCUUCCACGUCGCCGACGACGCCACGCCCGGCGACGCGGCGGCGGCCCCCGACAUCUUCGCCGAGACGGCGCAGCGCCUCGCGGCCCGGAGCAACGUCGCCUUCGCGCGGAGCGACCCCGCGGCGCUCAUGUCGCUGCGGCUGCGGGGGCUGGACCUCACGACGAUGGCCGCGCACCUCCAGCGCGUGCGGCCGUGGACGACGGCCGCGGACGCGGAGCCCGUCUGGCUCGCGAACAAGCGCGCCGUGCUCGUCAGCGAUCUGUACGCCUACGUGCGCACGGUCUGCCGCGGCGUGCUCGUGGACCUCGGCGCCGCGGAGCGCGCGGGCAUCGUCUUCCGCGGCGGGUCGCCGCCCUACGAGUGGGUCAUGGUCGCGUCGACGGCGUUUUCCGUGGCGCCGGAGGAGGCCGAGAUCGACAAGGGCGAGGAGCUCCGCCUCUUCCGGCGCCUCGCGACGGAGCUGCGCACCUGGCUCCGCCACGCGCUGCCGCCGCCGCACGAGCUCGUGCUCUCGCGGUCGGGCAUCGCGCCGUUCCUCCAGUCGCGCCUGGUUUUGCGCAACUACCAGUCCUGCGCGACGCCGACGACGUCCCACGUGCGCUACGCCGUCGCCGUCUUCGGCAAGGAGCUCGGGCUCGAGUGGUUCGCGAGCCGCGAGCGCAACGGCGCGUCCAUCGUCCGCGCGGUCGGCGACGCGGGCCCGGCGCCCGCGCCCGAGCUCCUGCUCCAGGCCGAGAGCCCCGUCGACGGCGCCCGCGAGCUCCAGCGCGACCUCGCCGCGCAGCAGCUCGUCGACGACCUCCACGCGUGGCUCCGCCGGUCGGGCUGCACGGAGGUGUCGUGCGCGGACCUCGUGCCCUUCUACGGCGCGUUCCCGCGCUACCGGAAAGGGGGCGGCCAGGGCUCGGGCAUCAAGCACGCCAUCGUGCGCUUCGGCGGCGCCAAGCUCUCCUGGGUCGAGACGCGCGGCGGCGGCGACGCGCGCAUCGUCCUCGCGCCCGUCGCCGCAGAGGCCCGGGGCCCGCCGCCGCCGCCGGCCUACGCGCCCUUCGCCGCGCCGCCGCCCUUCGCGCCGCCGCCGCCGCCGCCGCCGUCGCCGCCGGGCCUCGGGGCCGACGACGACGCCGCGCGGCUCGUCCGCGGCGUGCUCGACCUCGUCAUCGGCGACGACGAGGUCGAGGCCUUCGCGACGCCCGUCAAGGGCUCGCCGCCGCCGUCGGAGACGUCGACGGCCGCCUCGUCGUCGGAGAGCUCCUUCGCCUCGGCGAGCUGGCCGUGGGCGCGCGCGGCGCUCACGCCCAUCCCCGCGCCCGCGGCGCCGGGGCUGUCGCGGCUCCAGCCGCCGACGACGCCCUGGGACCAGGCCGCGGAGCGCUACCGCCCGCUCGACUGCCGUGAACGUGCCGCACGCGCUAAAAACGUCGGAUCGCGGACGAUGCGGCCCUGCUACGUCGUCCUCGGCCUCGCGGCGGCCGCGCGCGGCGGCGCGCUCACGAAGUCGACGCUGCGCGUGCGCACGUGGUGGCGCCUCCUGCGCGAGUACGGCAGCAUGAAGCGCGUCUACGCCGCCCACGCGGCCCAGGACUUCUUCGUCUACGGCACGCCGCCGGCGCGCUACGAGGACCUCGGCAGCCACGUCGCCUUCGCGCAGCUCGAGGCGUUGCGCGCGAGGAAGAACGACGGCGCCGCCUUCGCGUCGACCGUGACCUUCGCCGGCGACUUCCCCGUGCUGCCCACGUACCUGCCCAUCGAGGAGGGCGCGGCCGCGUGCCUCGGCAUCCUGGGCCUCGCCGCGGCGGACCUGCACGAGCUCCGCGGCGGCAGCCCCCAGGAGGUCACCGUGCGCCAGUCCGACGCGGGCUUGAGCACGGCGGGCUACAUGUUCCUCGACGUCGAGCCCGACGGGAACUACGGGGGCUGCAAGGGCUUCGAGGGCACCAUCGACCAGGAGGGCAAGGUGAACCCCGUGCGCAAGGCCUACGAGGCCGGCGACGGCAGCCACGUCUUCCUGCACGGCGGCUUCCCCAAGCUCAAGCGGGGCAUUCUGGACUUUUUGGACGCGGCGCCGACCGUCGAGUCGAUCGGCGCGGCCGUGAAAAAGUGGAAGGGCGCGGACCUCGAGGCGGCCAUGCAGGCGAAGCAGCUCGCCGUGACGCUCUGCCGCACGCCCGCGGAGUGGCGCGCGUCGCCCCAGGGCCGCGUCGUCGCGGGGUUGGAGCCCGUGACGUUCUCGAGGGCGGAGGGCGACCACGCGGGCCACGUGCGCCGAUUGAAGCCCGGCGUGCGGCCCCUGAGCGACGUCAUCGUCGUCGACUUCAGCCACGUCAUCGCGUCGCCCAUGGUCGGGCGCACGCUCGCGGAUUUCGGCGCGACGGUCUUCAAGGUCGUGACGAAAAAACGGCCGCGGCGCGCGCUCUUCGACGAGGAGACGAACAACGGCAAGCAGCCCCUGGAGCUCGACCUCGCCGACGCCGCGGACCUCGCGCGGCUCUGGAGCCUGCUGGACGCCGCGGACGUCCUCGUCGACGGCUACACCGAGGGCGCGCUCGCGAAAUUCGGCCUCGACGAGGCCGCCGUCUUCGCGCGGUGCCCGCACCUCGUCUUCCUGCGCGUGUCCUGCUACGGCCACGACGGCCCGCUGUCGGCGGCGAAGGGCUUCCAGCAGAACGCGAACUUCGCGACGGGCGUCGGCACGAUCGCGGACGAGGACCUCCUGGGCUACCAGCUCACGUCGCAGACGGACUACGCGACGGGCUUUUUGGGCGCCUUCGGCGUCGUGCGCGCGCUCACGGAGCGCCAGCUCGCAGCGGAGCGCGGCGAGCUCGCGCCGAUGCGCGUCCGCGCGUCGUUAUGCCAGGCCGCGACGUGGAUGGCCCAGUUCGGCGCGCGGCUCCCGACCUUCCGCGACUACGCGAAGCGCAUCACGCGCCUCCUCUUCAAGCUCGACGGCCGCAUGCGCGUCGACGGCAACCUCAAGUACCUCCCGUUGGCGCUGACCAUGUCCGAGACGCCGCCCGCGCGCGUGACGGGCUUCGCCCGCUGGUGGACCGACGACGUCGAGCCCGCGGAGGUCGACCCGAACAUGGUGUCCAUCAAGCUCGAGGACCUCAAGGACCACCUGAAACUGGUGACGACGCUGGGCGAGCGCUUCAAAGAGUGCAAGUCGAAGGACAACCACGUCUUCAUGUUCGUCAAGGAGUUCCUCAAGGUCAACGACGCGAAGUUCACGUCGGCGGACCUCGCGGACCUCAUCAUCCUCCUCACGAACAACAAGAAGGCCAAGGACCUCCUCAUCGAGAAGCCGACGGAGUCGAACAAGACGAAGAAGAGCAAGAAGAAGAGCAAGAAGGAGCAGCUCGAGCAGAACAAAAAGCACGCGGACCUCUUCGGCGAGGCCGAGGCGGGCGAGUACGACAACUACGAGGACCAAUACGACGACUUCUUCUGA
Molecule: messenger RNA, 3744 nt
Organism: Aureococcus anophagefferens
Lineage: Eukaryota; Pelagophyceae; Pelagomonadales; Pelagomonadaceae
Exons: 6
Coding region: 1-3744 (1247 amino acids)
Molecular function (GO): catalytic activity
Source: RefSeq, a predicted model, not a curated record